This is a messenger RNA of Cavia porcellus (domestic guinea pig), 6694 nucleotides long. RefSeq names its product aldehyde oxidase 4 (gene Aox4). The coding region runs from base 2374 to 5910 and encodes 1178 amino acids. The record is from RefSeq and is a predicted model, not a curated record. Lineage: Eukaryota; Metazoa; Chordata; Mammalia; Rodentia; Caviidae. The transcript has 29 exons. Gene Ontology annotation, molecular function: iron ion binding; FAD binding; 2 iron, 2 sulfur cluster binding.
CAUGUGUGGCCCCAUGUCCUGAGGGAUCCCAGUGGACACCAGCUUUCGCGUCCUUCCCUGUGCUUUUAAGUUGUCCCAAGUCUCACAGCUAAGGAGCUUUGCAGAGAUCUUUCCAAGAAUCUUUCAUUGACCGUAAUGUGUCAUGAAUCCAAGAGAUCCUCCCAGCCCAACACAGUUCUAAAAGAAAAGUCCAGGCUGACCAGAGAAGAAGAGGUGGACAGAAGAUACUAGCUCACCCCCUGCACCUUGAAAUCACUGAGCCCUGACAGGGAAGCCAGCUGUGCAGGCAGACUCUGCAAGUGCUCGUCCGAGGCUGAUAGGUAGCCUGUACCGUGCCACACAAACGUGGCAGUAACACAGGCUCCUGAAGGUAAGAGGAUGGGCAGUGCUGUCCUUCUCCAGAGCAGGCGCUUCUGCGGGUGUAGACAGUGUGUAGACAGCGCCUGCCUGCCCUCCCUACCCUGGAGGCCAAGGCCGGGAUGUGGAGACUUGGCUGAUGGAUGUUUGCAAACAGGGCUUGUUUUCAGCCACCCACCGGAUGGUUCUGUGUGCUCUCGAGGUGCAGCCUAAUUACACAAGCACCACCUGCUACUGCCGGCAGAGCUUUCUCUCCAGCAUGCCCUGGAGUCGCCCUCUGGGGCCCGUGAGAGUCAACAGCUGAGUCUGGGAAUUUCAAAUCCUCUGAAGACAGCGCUGACGAGGACUAAGCUAGGGUGUAGCUCAGGGGUGGUGCCUGGCCUCUCAGGUGCUAGCCCGGGUUUGGUCACCAGGGCCACAAAAAUAAAUGAGAGAAAGUACAAACUUUCAGUUACUGAAAGUCCUAUCCCCGUGGUAGGAGAAUCACAUGUGAUAGAGAGGUUGGGCUGUGAACCUGCGCUUCCCCCAAAGCCUGGGCGUGAACACUCGGCAAGCUCCUCCUGCCAAGUCUGAAGCCAGCCAUGCGCUCUCCUGGGGCCCCAGAGCCUCUGGGUUCCGCAAGCCACAGAUGGGGUCUUUGCCUCCACACGGGAGGUGCACCAUGCGGAAAUGUUUACUGCAAACCUGCACUUCGCCCUGAGCCAGCCUGUCCUGCCACAGGAGUGCGGGGGUCCCAUGGAGUCCUGCUCCAUCGGCGGCUUCUCCACGCCGGGUCUUUGUGGGGAGCAGACAGCGUAACUGGCACUUCCCACUCCUCGGUGUCAUCGUACCUCGAUGUGCUGAGUGUGUAAAUUAAACUCACGGGCAGCCCACAUGAUAGGCGCCCUUAUCUGGGCUCACAGAUCACACAGGUUAGCCAUCCAAAGCUGUUAGUGAGACCAGCACAGACGGUACUGGCCAGGGGCACUGCCAGGUGAUUUGAACACAUUCCUUUGCCAGUGCCAUGACUGUCCUGACUUUAAAGACUAAGAAAAAUCCCAUGAACCACCUGGAUACAGGUUCAGGAGCCAUAGGAGGAUCCCGAGCCCGAGAAUAGCUCUGUCCUCACCUGCAGUUCUGCCCAGCAGGACAGAGGCAGUGGCUGGGUGACUCCAGCCACCAGGCCAGCGGCCAGCAGGCCACCUUGAGGGCAAAAUAGCAGAUCUGACCUCAAGAAAUGCAGCCAUGUCUCCCAGCAAUAUCUGUUUGCUCUCACUUCUGUGGUGCUGAAUCUGUCACCUUGCCCUUCCCUCCCCUGUCCUGCCGAGCAUUGCCCUGCCCUGUCCUGCCUGGCCCUGUCCUGCCCAGCAUUGUCCUGCCCAGCAUUGCCCUGCCCUGCAUCACCCUGCCCUGCAUCAUCCUGCGCUGCAUCGCCCUGCCCAGCAUUGCCCUGCCCUGCAUCAUCCUGCGCUGCAUCGCCCUGCCCAGCAUUGCCCUGCCCAGCAUUGUCCUGCCCUGCAUUGUCCUGCCCUGCAUCGCCCUGCCCAGCAUCGCCCUGCCCUGCAUUGCUCUGCCUAGCAUUGUCCUGCCCUGCAUUGUCCUGCCCAGCAUUGUCCUGCCCAGCAUUGUCCUGCCCUGCAUCACCCUGCCCAGCAUCGCCCUGCCCAGCAUCGCCCUGCCCUGCAUCGCCCUGUCCUGCAUUGCCCUGUCUUCCUCUGCCCUUCCCCCCACACCCCCGUAUUGCCCUGCUCCGCCUUGCUGGCACUCCAGCCAGGGAACUGAGAGAUCUAAGGUGCCCACAGUGUACCCUCAUCCCCCAGGAGAGGCUGGCCAAGUGCCAUGGCACACAGUGCGGGUUCUGCAGCCCUGGCAUGGUGAUGUCCAUCUACACGCUGCUGCGGAACCACCCAGACCCGACACCGGAGCAGGUCACUGAGGCACUAGGAGAACCCCACUGUCUGCCAAGUGAAGCGGCCAGGAAGGUGCUGCCUGGAGCAGGAGGAGGAGGAGGCGGGCUCUGUGCACACCCGGGAGAAGAUGUGCACCAAGCUGUACGACAAGGAUGAAUUCCAGCCGCUGGACCCGUCCCAGGAGCCCAUCUUCCCCCCAGAGCUGAUAAGAAUGGCCGAAGACCCCAACAAGAGGCGGCUGACGUUCCAGGGGGAGAGGACCACCUGGCUCGCCCCCGCGACCUUGCCAGACCUCCUGGAACUGAGAGCCGAGUUCCCCCAGGCCCCUCUCAUCAUGGGGAACACCACCGUGGGGCCCGACAUUAAAUUUAAAGGUGAAUUCCACCCCGUCUUCGUCUCCCCGCUCGAGCUUCCAGAGCUCUGUGUGCUGAAUUCCGAGGGUGACGGGGUGACCGUGGGCUCAGGACACAGCCUGGCGCAGCUGAGCGACGCCCUGCAGUCCAUUGUUUCCCAGCAGCCGAGCGAGAGGACGGAGACCUGCCGCGCACUGCUGAACCACCUGCGGACACUGGCCGGGGUGCAGAUCCGGAGCAUGGCUACUUUAGGAGGCCACGUGGCGACCCGGGCGACGGUCUCUGACCUGAAUCCCAUCCUUGCGGCAGGAAAGACAACCAUCCACCUAGUGUCCAAGGAAGGGGAGCGGCAGAUCCCUCUGGACGGCGCCUUCCUCGAGGGGUCCCCCGGGGCCGGCUUGAGGCCCGGAGAGAUUGUGCUGUCCGUUUUCAUCCCUUACUCCUCUCAGUGGCAGUUUGUGUCAGGGCUCCGGCAGGCCCAACGGCAAGAGAACGCCAUGGCCAUCGUCAACGCGGGCAUGAGCGUGCGGCUGGAGGACGGCAGCAGCACCAUCCGGGACCUGCAGGUGUUCUACGGCGGCAUCGGCCCCACCGUGCUCUCGGCGAGCCGCACCUGCGGGCAGCUGGUCGGCAGGCAGUGGGAUGACCAGAUGCUGGGGGAGGCCUGCCGUGGGAUCCUGGAUGAGCUCCGCCUGCCCCCCGGGGCCAAAGGUGGCCAGGUGGAGUUCCGGCACACCCUGAUGCUCAGCCUGCUCUUCAAAUUCUACCUGAGGGUGCAGCGGGCACUGAGCAAACUGGAUCCCCAGAAGUUUCCCGAUAUCCCAGAGGAGUACACCAGCGCCCUGGAAGAGUUCCCCAUAGGAACGCCCCAAGGCACACAGAUAUUCCGGUGUGUGGACCCCCACCAGCCCCCACAGGACCCAGUCGGGCACCCAGUCAUGCACCAGGCAGGCCUCAAGCACGCCACCGGGGAAGCAGCCUUUGUGGACGACUUGCCCCUCGUGAGCCAGGAGCUCUUCCUUGCCGUGGUCACCAGCACCAGGGCUCAUGCCAAGAUCAUAUCCAUCGACACUGGGGAAGCCCUGGCGCUCCCAGGUGUGGUCGCAGUGAUAACAGCGGAGGACGUUCCAGGGGAAAACAACCACCAAGGAGAGAUUUUCUAUGCGCAGAGAGAGGUGGUCUGCGUGGGUCAGAUUGUGUGCACCGUGGCUGCCGACACCUACGCCCAUGCCCGGGAGGCAGCCCAGAAAGUGAAGGUGGAGUACGAGGACAUCGAGCCCAGGAUCAUCACCAUCGAGCAAGCCCUGGAGCACAGUUCCUUUCUUUCUCCUGAGAGGAAGAUUGAGCAAGGGAAUGUGGAGCAGGCCUUCAAACACGUGGACCAGGUCAUCGAAGGAGAGGUACACGUGGAGGGCCAGGAGCACUUCUACAUGGAGACGCAGACCAUCCUGGCUGUGCCAAGAGCAGAGGACAAGGAGAUGGUGCUGCAUCUGGGCACCCAGUUUCCCACCCACGUGCAGGAGUUUGUGGCCACAGCUCUAAACGUCCCAAGGAACAGAAUCGCCUGUCACAUGCGGAGAGCUGGAGGAGCGUUUGGGGGCAAGGUGACCAAGCCUGCUCUGCUGGGAGCUGUUGCAGCAGUGGCCGCCAAGAAGACUGGCCGCCCCAUCCGGUUCGUCCUGGAGCGUGGCGAUGACAUGCUGAUCACUGCUGGCCGCCACCCGCUCCUUGGAAGAUACAAGGUUGGGUUCAUGAAGAGCGGGCUGAUCAAAGCCGUGGACCUGGAGUUCUACAUCAAUGGCGGCUGCACACCAGACGAGUCCCAGCUGGUGAUCGAGUACGUCGUGCUGAAAUCAGAAAACGCGUAUUACAUCCCUAACUUCCGGUGCCGGGGCAGGGCUUGCAAAACAAAUCUCCCGUCCAACACGGCCUUCCGGGGCUUCGGCUUCCCCCAGGCCACCGUGGUGGUGGAGGCAUACGUGACUGCAGUGGCAUCUCACUGUGACCUGCUCCCCGAAGAGGUGAGAGAAAUGAACAUGUACAAGAGGCCGAGCCAGACGGCCUACAGGCAGAGGUUCGACCCCGAGCCCCUGCGGAGGUGCUGGAAAGACUGCCUGGAGCAUUCGUCCUUCCACGCCAGGAAGCGGGCUGCCGAGGACUUCAACAGGCAGAGCCGCUGGAAGAAGAGGGGGCUCGCCGUGAUCCCCAUGAAGUAUACCAUUGGCGUCCCCGUAGCCUACUACCACCAGGCGGCGGCUCUGGUCCACAUCUACCUAGACGGCUCUGUCCUGCUGACUCACGGCGGCUGUGAACUGGGACAAGGCCUGCACACCAAAAUGAUGCAGGUGGCCAGCCGGGAGCUGGGCAUCCCCACAUCCUACAUCCACCUCUCUGAAACCAGCACCGUGACGGUGCCCAAUGCCGUCUUCACCGCGGGCUCCAUGGGCACAGACAUCAACGGGAAGGCCGUGCAGAAUGCCUGCCAAACCCUCAUGGCCCGUCUUCAGCCUGUCAUCAGGAGGAACCCUAAAGGGAAGUGGGAGGAGUGGAUCAAAAAGGCUUUCGAGGAAUCCAUCAGCCUCUCGGCCACCGGAUAUUUCAGAGGCUUCCAGACCAACAUGGACUGGGACAAGGAGCGCGGGGACGCGUUCCCCUACUACGUGUAUGGAGCGGCCUGCGCCGAGGUGGAUGUCGACUGCCUCUCGGGAGCACACAAGCUCCUGAGGGCAGACAUCUUCAUGGACGCCGCCUUCAGCAUCAAUCCCGCGGUGGACAUUGGGCAGAUCGAGGGGGCCUUUGUCCAGGGAAUGGGGCUGUACACCACGGAAGAACUGAAAUACUCCCCGAAAGGAAAACUGCGUUCUCAGGGCACGAAUGACUAUAAGAUCCCCACAGUCACGGAGAUACCAGAAGAGUUCCACGUCACCCUCGUGCACUCCCGAAACCCCGUGGCCAUCUAUUCCUCCAAGGUUUUAGAAUUCCAGUCCUUGUGUGCCCGUCGGAUCCAAGGAGGGGCAGGCAGACGGACCUGGCGGAGGACGGCAAACCCCACCUGGCGGCAGCAGGGCCAGAAGGGGCAGCCUGGAGGGAGAUGGACACUCCAGGCCAUGCCAAGUGACGCUCCAGCCAAGCCCCAGCUGACAGCUGGCACCUACACCACCCCAGGCCAGGCCCCUUCCACACCCCGUGGCCCUGGGCUCCCUUUGAAGCCUGAACUGCAGUCAGCUGCAGUAGUACCAAGCACAGGCAGGGCAGCUGGAGCAACGUGGACUCAGUGCUCAGCUCCCAGAAUCCGGGAGUCCAGACGGUGACCAGCAGUGCUGGGCUCCUGAGGCCUCCUGGGCAGGCACACAGGCAGCCGUACCUUCCCCGGCUCCUGGGGUGCCCUGUUCUCUGUGGAUCCACCAGCCAUGCCGACUCCAUGUCCCAGGUGACCCCUGUCACAGGGUGGCCUCUGUACAUAAGACCCCACCGCACAGUUGCUCUGGGAGGUGCCACAGAUCAGCACUCUGCACAGGAGUCCUGGAGGCGCCGGGCGCCGGCUUCCUCCAGCUGCAGACCCCAGAGGAGAAGGGAAAGGAAGGCGGGUUUGCGCCCGAAACCCCUGACCAGGAGCCCCUGCAGGUCCUCACCCCUCACGAGACGAGAGGCAGGGAGAGGAUGAGCUGAGGCCUCCGUCACCAAGGCCCAGGCCACCGGGAGCAACAUUGCUGCCUCCUCUUCCCCAGCCAGGCCCCAUGGGAGGUGGCGACAGCCCAAGGGCUGCAAGGACUAGGGCGUGGGGUUCUCUGCAGGGGGACUCAGCUCAGCCACUCAGGGUGACGGAGCCGGAGGAGACAGUGUGUGUCUGUGUGAGUGUGAGAGCACCCGUGGGUGGGUGUAUCUGUGUGAGGGCUACAUCAGUGUAUCUGUGUAUUUCUGUGUAUGAGAGCAGUUGUGCCAAUGCCCUUUCCUGUGAGUGUACCUGAGUGUGUGUUUCCCCAUCAACCUUGUAUCUCUGGCCCAUGUGUCUGCCAGGGACUGGGCGAGGCAGGGAUGUUCCUGGGCUCCUCGGUGAUAUCUGCCAUCUGGGACGCGGUGGCCGCUGCCCGCAAA